Cylicostephanus goldi is the source of this 534-nucleotide messenger RNA. The record is from the annotation of a GenBank genome assembly. NCBI's taxonomy places the organism in Eukaryota, Metazoa, Nematoda, Chromadorea, Rhabditida, Strongylidae.
GUCGCUGUAGUAGUCCCGUAUCGCGAUCGAGAAGUUCAUCUUCGUGUCUUCUUGAACAACAUGCAUCAGUUUUUAACCGAGCAGAAGUUGGAUUACUCCAUCAUAGUAGUUGAACAAAUUGCUGGGCAGACAUUCAAUCGCGGCAAGCUUUUAAAUGCUGGUUUUAUUGAAGCAAUGAAUCUCUACGAUUGGCAGUGCGUUUUGCUUACCGAUGUAGAUUUGUUACCAGAGGAUAGAAGAAACUUGCAUGUAUGUCCUACUCAAAAUCCUCAGCAUAUGUCCGUCGCGAUAGACAAAUUCAAUUAUGAAUUGUUUUACGACACACUUUUUGGCGGAAGCACCUUUUUCACUGUCAAUCAGUUUCUUGAUGUGAACGGAUUCUCCAAUCGGUAUUGGGGUUGGGGAGGAGAAGAUGAUGAUCUCUACAAUAGGACUAUAAAAGCAGGAUAUGAAGUGGAACGAUAUAACGCAACUAUUGCCCGAUACACAAUGAUCAUACAUGAUGGAAGCAAGAGUAAUGCUAAGAAUCCGUAA